Clunio marinus is the source of this 279-nucleotide messenger RNA. The record is from the annotation of a GenBank genome assembly. NCBI's taxonomy places the organism in Eukaryota, Metazoa, Arthropoda, Insecta, Diptera, Chironomidae.
AUGAGUUCAAUUAUUGCUUGUUCAAUUUCAAAAUUGGUCAUGUUAGGAUUGAAAAGAACACUUUCUUCGUACCUUCGACUUGAUGGGAUAAAAAGAAGAAGAAAUGUAAACAGCAAUCAAAUAGAAACGGAAAGCCCAGGUUCACAAUGUGGAAUUACAAAACAAAUAGCAAAUAAGAGCGUAUGUCAAAAUGAACAAUAUUUAUGCUGGAAAACACGAAGGAACACAAUUUAUGUGUGCAUCAUUGAAUUAUCUUUAGACUUUGCGAAAUUUAUAUAA